This is a messenger RNA of Tetrahymena thermophila SB210, 3234 nucleotides long. Its product is annotated as variant specific surface protein S2, putative. The record is from RefSeq and is a predicted model, not a curated record. Lineage: Eukaryota; Ciliophora; Oligohymenophorea; Hymenostomatida; Tetrahymenidae. The transcript has 5 exons.
AUUUAACUUACAGAUGAAAUAAGUAAAAAGUAUACUUCUUUUAGUAUGGAUGAUUAUUCACAAUUUGAUGUUAAUACUGAUUGCAGUAUUUUUUCUUAUAAACUUACUUAUUUUUUUUAAGCUUUGAGUAUUAUGAAUACAGGAAGUGACUUAAUGAAUACUUUAAUAAAUGAUUAUAAUACACCUGUGCAUUCUUAUAUUUAUAGAUACUAAAUUAGCAUUAAUACUUGUCAUCCUACAUGCUUAUUAUGUAAUCAAAUAACUUUAAAUGACUGCACAAGCUGUUAAUAAGUGGCAAAUUUUCCGAAUGGAUCAAGUGGAUCUUGCUCAUGUACAAAUCCUUCUGAUUAUUUUUAAAAUGGAGAAUGUGUUACUUCUUGUUCUACCAAUUAUGUACCUAAUGGUAAAUAUUGCUACUAUAAUUAUGGUUGUUAAACUCCUGACCCAUCAAAUAACGGUAAAUGCUAAACUUGCGCAAGUGGAUAUUAUAAUAAUGACGGAAUUUGCUAGACCCAAAACACUGUACCUCCAGGAUAUAUCCAAUAAGGAUCUAAUUUUAUAUUAAAAGCAUCUUAAAAUCCAUAGUAAGUUUAGAAUAUUUAAUACUAUCUUAAGGCAUUUAGUAGCUAUACUUUUUCUGAUUUAGAGGUUACUAAUAAAGGUUUUUCUGUAAUUCCUGGAAGACCACAAUAGCCUUUAGUUACUUCUUGUAAUGACGUAAACAUCUUGGGUGGUUUUAUGGUUAGCUAAUAUAAUACAAUUAUACAUUUUCCUCCUAUUAGAAUUUCUACUUAGUAUUAUUAAAUCUUUUUUACUGUUUAUUUGAUAGAUUUAGAUAUUUAUUUGCCACAAUAUUACCUAGGUGUUGUGCUUUCUGAUGGUAGUGGAUUCUCCAGUUACAGUGUUUCUGCUAAUAAGUCUACAUCAUAUUAUUGCGGAUUAAAUUAAAUGGAUACGAUUUAUUCAUUUUCUUUUGUAUAAUAAAUUGGAGCAUCUCCAAGUCAUAUAAUAACUAAAAAUUUUUAAAUCAUUAACAAAAUUAAUAUUUUUUAUGGUGGUUCUGCAUAUCUAGGUAUUAGAGAUAUUACUGUGAUUGGAUUUGACUGUAAAGAUCCUAAUUGUACAGACUGUAUUGAGUAUAUAUGUACAUUUUGUGUAGAUUACUAUUUUCUAAAUUCUUCAAAAUUUUGUGAAAAAUGUUUCGAUCCUAAUUGCAUAAAAUGUAGUGGAAAAAAUUAACAAGAUUGUACUUCUUGUAAUUCUAUUAAGCCAUAUUUUUUAUAAGAUGAUCAUUCUUGCACUGAUUGUAAAUUAGAUGGAUAUUAUAGUUAAUCAAAUAAUUGUUUGAAAUGCAUUCCGAACUGCCAAACUUGUUAAAAUGGAAGCACUUGUGAUUUAUGUUAAUCUGGUUAUCUUAUUCAUGAGCAAACAAACUAAUGUGUUAUUUGUUCAUAAUAAUCAGGAUAUUACGCUUCUGGAAAAUAUUGUAAAUAAUGUAAUAUAGCCUGUAAAGAAUGUUCAGGACCUGCUGAUUUAGAUUGUACUAUAUGUAACUACUUAUAUUUCCAAAUUGAUACUACUAUAAAGCGUUGUUAAACUUGUCCAAAUAAUGCAUAUCUAAUAUCCUCUAAGUAAAAUUGUUAAAAAUGUAAUUAUUAAUGCUCUCUAUGUGAUAAUAUAGCUUUAAGUUAUAGUAUGCUUACUCUAAAUUAGAGCUAAAAUUCCAAUUAAAAAUAUUGCUUAGUAUGCAGCUGUUAGUAAUGCGAAAGUAGUUAUAUAUUAUUUAAUUAAAAAUAAUGUACACAGAGCUGUGAUACUAUAGGUAGCAACUAUAUUUAUAAUUCUUCAACAAACACUUGUAUUUGUUAAUAAGGAUAUAAUUAUCAAGUCAGAAAUCCUUACAAAAAUAAUUUUGAUUGCUCAAACGGUUAAGGAUAUGGAUAUUACUGUGAUUCUCAUAAUAUCUGCUUAUAGUGCAGCUAAAACUGUAGUUCUUGUUCUGAUAGUCAAACAUGCAUAAAAUGUAAUGAAGGAAGUUAUUUAUGGCAGAAAGUUUGUUAUAAAAACUGCUUUCCAGACUUAAAUAUUGUCCCCAAUACUUAAAAAGGAAUAUGUGAGUGCUCUGAAGGAUAUAACUUAGAGUAGCUUAAAAGCCCUGUUUAGGGAUAAAGUAUGAUUUGUUAGCUUCCCUUAGCUAUUUAAUCUAUAAAUGUCUAUAAUUAUCUAGCUUAAAGCAACGAUAUAACUCUUCCAACUAAUUUUAGAGGUAAUCUAAUUGUUAUUACUUAUAAUCGGAAAUUAACCAAUGAAGAAUAUUCCUCGUUUUAAUUUUUAAUUGAUGAAGGAAUAUUGAAUUUAGGUAAUUAAUAUAGCAUCAAUUCUAUUUCAAUGGAAAACUAAAAUGUAAAAGUAAUAAUAAUAUCCUAGUAAAAUAGAAGAGUAAAACAAUUCACAAUUAGCAUUAAAGAAUCCAAAAUAAACUAUUAAAUUCCAAACACAAUAAUUGUUUCAUCAAGCUAUGGAGAAUAGUCUAAUUCGUUUGCCUAAGGUAAAUAAUUAACACAAAAUUUAUAAACAAUUUCAUAAACAUUUUCUCCAGAUCAAAAUAGUGCAUCUGGCAAAGUUAUAAAUCUUCUCAAGUAAUUUUAAAUUUUAUGCUCCAUUUCGAAUUUUGUCUAAGUUCUGCCUAUGAUCUACCUAAUCAAAGAAUAUCUUCCUCUUAAAGUGAAUUUUGCUUCUUUAUCAGGUGCAACAUUAGUUUUUAACUAAACACCUCAGCCUACUCAAAUAUCAUUUGAUUCACAAUAAUAUAGUUUAAAUAGUUGUCUUAAUUUGCAUAUUUGUAAUGAUUUACUGCUUGUUUUUUAGGAAAAUUCUGAAAGGAAAAAACCUGGUGAUUACUUAGUCUUAAAAGCUCCAAAUAUUUAUGGUGAUAUUGAUUUUAGAAUGAAAGGAUCUAAAUCAUACAUUGCAAUUUCUUUUUUUAAGAAAUACUUUGUUGUAUUUUAAGAAAUAAUGAUCAGUGUAUUAUUUAUAUUUAUUGGAAUAACUAUUAAAGAAAUGUAAGCUACUGCUAAUGAAGAUGUAAUAGCAAGUGAAACUCUACUAAAAAUUGAAAUUUUUGGUAAGAUAAGUAACUAAAGUAAAAAGAACUAGAAGUAUUAAUUAAUAUAGAUCUAUAAUAAUAGCUUGAACCAUAGUAAAAUUCAAAUUACAUUAGAGUUAGUACAUUGA